GAAGCCAGUCAUGUCGAAGGUUUUAGUCCAGAGCUGGCACUAGUUACCAUUGGAGGAGGAAAGGAACUCGAGGAAAAACUUGUGUGCAUAUUCAAUUCCCAGGGUAAAUGAGAACUAACGUACUCAAGUAAAGACUGCAGCUUCGGUGCCAUGAUUCUUAAUGGUUCGCUUCCAUUUUUGAGGUUCUGGCAGGUACGACCAACAAGUGAAACCAUUGUGAAUCACAUGUUUACACAAUGGAUUCAGAGCUAUCGUGAACUUCCUCUCAUGAUUAAUCAGUGGGCAAAUGUGAUGAGAUGGGAAAUGAGGACAAAGCCAUUUAUAAGGACUCUUGAGUUUCUUUGGCAGGAGGGCCAUACAGCUCAUGCAACACCUGAAGAGGCAGAAAAAGAGGCGCUACAAAUGAUUGAUGUCUACACAAAAUUUGCUUAUGAGCAAGCUGCAAUACCUGUAAUUGCAGGUAGGAAAUCAAAGGCUGAAACGUUUGCUGGCGCUGCUUGUACAUAUACAAUUGAAGCUAUGAUGGGUGACAGGAAGGCGUUACAAGCUGGAACCAGCUACAAUCUUGGCCAAUACUUUUCUCGUGCUUUUGGAACACAGUUCAGUGAUGAAAAUGGACAAAGACAAUAUGUGUGGCAGACCUCCUGGGCUGUCAGCACUCGUUUCGUUGGUGGUAUUAUUAUGACCCAUGGAGAUGAUACUGGCCUAAUGCUUCCUCCCAGAUUAGCACCGAUACAGGUGGUAAUUGUUCCCAUUUGGAAGAAAGCUGAUGAGAGAACAGGAGUCCUUAAUGCUGCUAUUUCUGUUGAGAAAUUACUGAAAACUGCUGGAAUCAAGGUCAAACUUGAUGAGUCAGAACAGAGGACCCCAGGAUGGAAAUUCAAUUUCUGGGAGAUGAAAGGCGUCCCACUAAGGAUAGAAAUCGGACCUCGUGAUGUUGCCACCGGAAGUGUAGUUGUGUCCAGACGAGAUAUCCCUGGAAAGCCUGGAAAAGAUUUUGCGGUAUCCAUGGAGCAUUCGGCUCUGGAAGCCCAUGUGAAGAGCAGGUUAGAGGAUGUCCAGGCAUCACUAUUGCAGAGGGCUACAUCAUUCCGUGACAGUAACAUUGUGGAUGCUAGCUCCUAUGAGGAGUUGAAAAGAGCAAUUUCUCAAGGAAAAUGGGCUAGAGGUCCAUGGUCAGCAAGUGAUGCCAAGGAGUUGAAGGUGAAAGAGGAGUCAGGGGCUACAAUACGUUGCUUCCCAUUCGACCAGCCUCAAGGGUGGAAGACUUGUUUCAUGACUGGUAACCCAGCUGACGAAGUUGCAAUUUUUGCAAAAUCUUAUUAAAAUUUGUUUUUUUCCUUUUCAAUCUGGAAGUUACAUAAAUACAUUUGUAGCUUCUCCUUGCUGAUGUAGGGUUGUGUAAUAUUAUUUAUUCAUAGUUUUGAGUGAUUCUAAUAAGCAUUUACGGAUAA
Asparagus officinalis (garden asparagus) is the source of this 1454-nucleotide messenger RNA. Its product is annotated as proline--tRNA ligase, chloroplastic/mitochondrial-like. The transcript has 9 exons. Lineage: Eukaryota; Viridiplantae; Streptophyta; Magnoliopsida; Asparagales; Asparagaceae. Gene Ontology annotation, cellular component: mitochondrion; aminoacyl-tRNA synthetase multienzyme complex; chloroplast stroma. Gene Ontology annotation, molecular function: proline-tRNA ligase activity; ATP binding. The record is from RefSeq and is a predicted model, not a curated record. Bases 151 to 1326 code for a protein of 391 amino acids. Gene Ontology annotation, biological process: prolyl-tRNA aminoacylation.